GUAAAGCUCGAACAAAACGUAGGUAAGCCCUCAAGGGUAAUCCACAUCCGCAACAUCCCAAGCGACGUUUCGGAAGCAGAAAUAAUUCAUCUCGGACUCCCCUUCGGAAGGGUCACAAACGUUUUGGUAUUGAAGGGUAAAAAUCAAGCGUUUUUGGAGAUGGGCGACGAACAAUCAGCCACGACUAUGGUGAACUACUUCUCCAAUUGCAUCGCGCAGCUAAGAGGCCGUGCAGUUUAUGUACAGUACUCGAAUCACAAGGAGCUGAAGACCGAUCAAACACAUUCCAAUGCGAAUGCUUCAGCCCAGGCAGCACUUCAAGCAGCUCAGGCUAUAACUCCAGCUGCUAACGUCGUUACUAACGGACAGGAUAUACAGGGUGGCCCAAAUACAGUCCUUAGAGUUAUUAUCGAGCACAUGAUCUACCCUAUAAGCUUAGAUAUUUUACAUCUGAUAUUCCAGCGAUUUGGAAAGGUUUUGAAAAUUGUAACUUUCACCAAAAAUAAUGCUUUCCAAGCACUCAUCCAAUAUCCAGAUACUCAAUCUGCACAAACUGCCAAACAGGCUUUAGAUGGCCAAAACAUAUACAACAGCUGUUGUACUUUGCGCAUCGAUUAUUCAAAAAUGUCGUCGUUAAAUGUGAAAUACAACAACGAUAAAUCCCGAGAUUUCACAAAUCCGAGCUUACCAACCGGCGAAGGAGGAGAUCCGAUGCCUUUGACUGCAGGAUUGGCAGGUGGAAUCGGAGCUGAUAUUUUACUUCUAGCUACACAACCGAGAUUGGCUAGAGAACGAUUAGCAGAUUCUAUACUCUCAGGUUCACCUGGUGUCCUGGCUAGCCCAUUUAUGCAUGGUUUAGCCUCUCCUCUGGGUGCUCCCUAUAACGGCGCUAGCGUUGGAGGUGGUUUACCAGGUCUAGCCAAUUUCCCAUUGGGCCAAGCAGCUCCUGGAUUAAGAGGUCUGGCCUCGCCCGGUCUGGCUAUGGCUACGGUUCUUUUAGUCAGCAAUCUUAACGAAGAGAUGGUCACGCCUGACGCUCUCUUUACACUAUUUGGGGUAUAUGGUGAUGUACAACGGGUAAAGAUUUUGUACAACAAGAAGGAUUCAGCCUUAGUUCAAUUGGCGGAACCACACCAAGCCCACUUGGCCAUAACUCACAUGGACAAAUUAAAGGUAUUCGGUAAAAACAUUAGAGUAAUGUUAAGCAAGCACCAGAGCGUACAAAUGCCUAAAGAAGGCCAACCCGAUGCCGGUUUAACCAAAGAUUACAGCCAGAGUCCAUUACAUAGAUUCAAGAAGCCGGGAUCUAAGAAUUAUCAGAAUAUUUACCCACCUUCUUCGACUUUACAUUUAAGUAACAUUCCUGCGACCAUCAACGAAGAGGAUAUCAAGGAAGCUUUCGAGAAGAACGGUUUCACCGUCAAAGCUUUUAAAUUUUUCCCAAAAGACAAAAAGAUGGCUCUAAUCCAACUACCCAGCAUGGACGACGCAGUUGUAGCCCUGAUAAAGAUGCACAACUAUCAGCUGUCCGACUCUAACCAUUUAAGAGUCUCGUUUUCAAAAUCUAACAUUUAA
Diabrotica balteata is the source of this 1575-nucleotide messenger RNA. Lineage: Eukaryota; Metazoa; Arthropoda; Insecta; Coleoptera; Chrysomelidae. The record is from the annotation of a GenBank genome assembly.